UCGCGCAGUAACAAACUCGGACGGACUAAUCGGUGUUGUCUCCGUGCGAGUGAGAGCUUAAUUGCGAUCCGAUUCGGACUCCGGAAGUCACUCGGAGAUCAUGGCACUGUGUGCGCGAGUCCUGAGGUGGUCUCCGAGGACCAGCGGUCUCAGAUUGAUGUCCGGGGGAUCGACUGAGAACAUUUUCGCCGAUGAAGAGAACGUGUUGACUGAAGAAGAAAUCGAAGCGAAGCGGAACAUCGCGAGAGUCACAGACAGAUUCUACCUUCGAAAGAUGAAACGCGAGUACACCGCUAAGUUCUCCGAAGACUUCACCAUAAAAGCUCUACGAAAAGAUUACGUGUAUUUCGGCGAGCAGUCCGGCAUCAAUCCCGGAGUUUGUUGGCCGAACAAAGAGGAGAUGGCCGACUUGCAUUACGCCGAGGAAAAGUUUUUCAAGAGUUUCGAUACUUUGAAGAGUGAGCUAGCGGAGAAAAAGGAAGCAGAGAGGCGGGCUCGCGUAGAGAGAGAACAAUCCAUCGACGAAAAUCUCAGCAAACUCGACCAGUGGCGCAAAGAAAUGUUGGCCAGGGAAGAGAAAGCCAAUCAAGAAGCAGCGAAGAAACAAGCCCAUAUGGACGAACUCAUCCGUGAGGUCCGGGAGCAUAUCGGAUACAAUCUCAGCCCAUCUGAUCCCAAAUUCAAAGAGGUUAUGGAGAUGAAGGAGGCAGAGCGCAAGAAGGUCGAAAAAGAAGCCAAGAAGCAGCUCAAGAAGCAGAGAAUGAUGGAACGUCUCCUGAAAGUACCAAAAGUUUCCGACGAGCUGCCAAGAACCCCGGAAGAUGAAACGCGAAAGCCUGAUUCUAAGCCCACGUCGGACGACGAAGCUUCCGGAGCUCCAAAGUGAUAAUAUUUAUCGGAGGCCAAUGUUUAAAUAAAAAAUAGUUUCUCCC
Molecule: messenger RNA, 932 nt
Organism: Galendromus occidentalis (western predatory mite)
Lineage: Eukaryota; Metazoa; Arthropoda; Arachnida; Mesostigmata; Phytoseiidae
Gene: CRIF
Product: growth arrest and DNA damage-inducible proteins-interacting protein CRIF
Exons: 1
Coding region: 101-886 (261 amino acids)
Cellular component (GO): nucleus; mitochondrion
Source: RefSeq, a predicted model, not a curated record